Tigriopus californicus is the source of this 1145-nucleotide messenger RNA. RefSeq names its product protein FAM169B-like. The transcript is spliced from 3 exons. The coding region runs from base 294 to 1052 and encodes 252 amino acids. Lineage: Eukaryota; Metazoa; Arthropoda; Copepoda; Harpacticoida; Harpacticidae. The record is from RefSeq and is a predicted model, not a curated record.
AUGUGUAAUGGACUCGUUGAAACAAUCCCGCACUUUCUGGUGACGUUUAGAAUGCGCCAUUCCCUGCCAUGAAAUAAACAGGCCUUCGCCACGCAAUAUCAGAUUUCGUAAAACGAGAGAGUCUCGUAUGUCGUAAAUUCCGGGCCCUCGAGAUAUUCCACUGAAAGGAUGGAAUGAGUUCACGUGCUGCUUGAACCUCGGUACCUCUAUAAAGCCUGACUCAUCCGCUCGUUCUUUCUCAGUCAGUCUCCAACGUUCCCUGAAGUCACAUUUCGCAGACAAGAUCAGCCGACAUGGAAUGCUCCGUCUGUCAAGAUCUUCAAGAUUUGGGUCAUUAUUAUCAAGUGAGCCACAUUAUCCAAGGCUUCGGAGGGCAAUGGUAUCCUGGAUUAGUAUGCCAGGAGUGCAAGAAAUGUGUGGCCAUUUCGUAUGAGAUGGACCCUCCCCAAUGGAUUUGGGUGGAUGAUAUCUUAUCGGGCCCGGAUUUGGACCUCCAAGGCUGGCAACAAGCAAGAAUCGUAACGGAUUCCAUCCAAAAAGAAUUACGUUCAGAUUUAGAUGACUUGUGGCGCCACCGCAUCUUGAGCGGUAUUGUUUACAACACGAAUGCUCCGCCCAAGGAUGAGGAUCAUGAAUGUCAAUUUGGGUUUCCCGAUCUUAACGUGGAUCAAAUCCACCUCUUGUGGAUCGAUGGUCAAGCCCGGGGUUUCUGCUCAUUGAGAAAAAACGGCACGGCAUUGGGCACGCCCAUGAACACUUACCAAAUGACGAUCCUGGAUACAAUAUUUAUCGAUCCACGAGUGCGAGGUCGAGGUCAUGCCUCCUGCCAGUUGAGAGGGCUCUUAGCAGACAAUCAUUUGGGCCUGUCCACGCCCAUUUCCAAUGACAUGCUGGUGACUUGCUUGAAGGCGUUGAGAAAGUCGCCGCCCUUUAGAGAGAGGCUCUGGUUGGUGGACAAUUUUGGGGGUGCGGGCGAGCGAAAAAAUUUGUGGUGGUCAGCCGUCAAAUUAGCCAAAUCCAGGCAAUUGAAUCUGGAGACUAUCUUUAAGUAAAACGUUUUACAAAACGUGCAAAUGUAUUAAGGUAUAAAGAAAGACUCUGUUUUAACAUACUCGUAUUUGAUAUCAAAUGUCACAAAACGCCGU